Molecule: messenger RNA, 1455 nt
Organism: Colletotrichum higginsianum IMI 349063
Lineage: Eukaryota; Fungi; Ascomycota; Sordariomycetes; Glomerellales; Glomerellaceae
Product: Integral membrane protein
Exons: 3
Coding region: 1-1455 (484 amino acids)
Source: RefSeq, a predicted model, not a curated record
AUGCUGUUCUCUCACUUCGGGCGCGCUGCUCUUGCUGCAGCCACGUUCACUACGCCUUCUCUCGCCCAAACCUCCAACCCACCCGAUCUGGGCCAGUCAACCUUCGUUGCCCCCGAAAACAAUGUCGCCUUCGGCUUCACGGUCCCCGAAAACAGCGGCGAGGAUGUCUUUGUCACCAUUCGAGCCCCCAUCGACCGCACCUGGGCCGCCAUUGGCAUCGGCCAAGACCGCAUGCCCGGCAGCUUGAUCUUCAUGAUCUAUCGCGACGAGACGGGCAACGGCGUCACCUUUUCGCCCCGCGUUGCAUACGGCAACUACGAACCCACAUAUUACGACCACAUGAAGUGGGAGGUUCUUCCCGGCACUGGUGUCUUCAACGGCUCCAUGUUCUUCAGCGCCCGCUGCACCGAUCACUGCAGGAGCUGGCCCGGCGGAUGGGUUGACGUAUCCAACGAGAACCAGAAAGCCAUCUACGCCGUCGGCCCCAAGGGCGGCUUCUUCUCCAACAAGAUGGACACGUCUGUCAAGUUCCACGAGGAGUUUGGUCGCUUCACAAUCAACAUGAAGCGCACCAUUGGCCCCGCCGAUGCCCCCGUUCUCAAAGCCGACUCUGUCAACGAAGGCACGAACCAGAUCUCUGCCAACGACGAACGGAGAGACUAUAAGUCCAUCUUCCACGCCAUCCUGAUGGUUGGCUCCUUGGUCUUCCUCAUUCCCUUCGGCGCCGUCCUCCUACGCUUCGGCAAUAUGGUCAGAUGGCAUGCUCUCAAUCAGGGCUUCGCUCUUCUCAUCGUUAUCGUGGGCUUCGUUCUCGGCGUCCUGUCCAGUUUUUGGUAUACUCGUGUAAGUCGCGGUCGUCCAUGUUACGACAGCUGGAAUGCUAAUGCGGUGGUGGGUCAGUCUCGCGGUUUCAAAUCUCCUCACCAGAUCAUCGGCUUCAUCGUCGUUGCUUUCCUGCUGGCACAAUUCGCCAUUGGUUUCUUGCACCAUCAGAAGUACAAGAAGACGCAUCAGUCGACACCGUACAAGACGGUCCACAUCUGGCUUGGCCGCAUCGUCAUCGCUCUCGGCACUUUCAAUGCCUUCCUUGGCUUCUCGUUUGCGCUUAACCGCAAGUAUAACUACUUCCUCGCGGCCUUCAUCAUCCUCAUGCUCCUCGUCUCGCUCUUCAUCACUUUCGGCGGCAAGUGGGUCCGGGGCCGGAUCCCUGCCAAGUUCGGCAGCCAGGCGCAGGGCGGCUACAACCCGGAGCCGUGGCGUCAGGUCCCCACGCAGGGCGGCUUUGCCUACGGCGGCGCUCCGCCGGCCUACCAGCCCCCCUCUCACCAGAGCCAGACGAUAGGCCUGACGAGCAUGGUGGCAGACCCAACGCAGCCGACCAAGGAGCGGAGUGGCAGCCGGGACUACCGCAACAACGACUUGGGCUCAACUCAACAGCCGCGGGAAAUGGUAUGA